AUCUAUAAUGUACUUGUCACUGAACGAACGUUUAUUUUAUUCUAAAUUAUAUUCAAACGUAAACUGUAGGGUGAGGGAAUAUUUUUGAAGGUCAUUGAUGUGUGAAGAUGAAUAAAUAAAUAAAUAUGUCAACUGAACAAUUUCAAAUUAAUUAAUAUUCAAAAUAAACCAGUUCAACCAAUUCGAUAUUAGCUCAACGAAUUUCAUAAUUUUAAUCUACGAUAUUCUGUGAAGAGUGUGUUUGAUUUAUUAAUACGUUUGCAAAUAUUCAGUCAGUAUGAUGAUAUCUUUUUAAUUUUCAAAAUUGCGAGUUCAAUUAAGUUCAUACGUACUCAACGAAUGUUUAAACCCGUUUUUCUCAAAAGCAAACCAUUAUAUAAAGAAAUUUGAUUUUAAAUUUUUCAUUUAAUUAUUUACAUAGAAUUACACUCUGUUUACUUGUACCACCGGUUAUAAAACAUUUUACAUAUAUAUAUAUAUUAAAAUACAUAAAAUUCUAUUAGAGUAUAAUAAAGUCAAAAAAUUAUUGGUUAUAUUAUUAAUUAUAUUUUAUGAAACAAACAAAAGUGAAGCUUAUACUUAAUGUGCAUUAGAUUUCUUAAAAUGAUCCAUAAUAAAUGUAGAAAUGUAGUUUAUCCGCAUUCAUCUAUUGAAAGAUUUAAAGUAAAAGAUCACCAAAUAUCAUGGGAAGUAAAAUAUCCUGAAUAUAAACCAAUUAAUUAUACUUCAGAAUUUAUAUUAAAUGAACCUUGGGCAGAUCCAAAAAUUGAAGAUCCUUGUUUCGAACCAAACUGGAAUUCAUUAGAUGGAGCAGUUAAUCGACGAAGUUACAUGGGAGACUAUGUUAUAAACGAACAUGGUUACCCUUUGAAUCCUGUUGGUAGAACAGGUAUAGCUGGAAGAGGUGAUUUAGGUCGUUGGGGACCAAAUCAUGCUGCGGAUCCAAUUGUUACACGAUGGAAAAGAAAUAAUGAAAAUAUGUUGGUAAAAGAUGAGACUACUAAUAAACCUAUUUUACAAUUUGUGGCUAUUCAAAGAAAAGAUUGUAAUGAGUGGGCAUUACCUGGAGGCAUGGUAGAUAUAGGCGAAAAGGUUUCUGCUACAUUAAAGCGAGAGUUUAUGGAAGAAGCUAUGAAUUUAUUAGGAAGAUCUUUUUCCACACGCAGAGAAGUGGAAGAAAGUAUCAAUUUAAAUUUUACCAAUGGUAUUGAUAUUUUCAAGGGUUAUGUCGAUGAUCCUAGAAAUACAGAUAAUGCUUGGAUAGAAACCGUGGCACAAAAUUUUCACGAUGCAGAUAACAAUACUUUCGGACAAUUACCUUUAGCGGCUGGAGAUGAUGCUUGUAAUGUUAAAUGGAUGAAUGCAGAUUCUAAGAUAUGUUUGUAUGCCAGUCAUUCGUUAUUUAUAGAAAAAACUGUUCAAAUACAUGAUGCGCAUUGGUAAUACAAUGAUUACUUCAAAUUUAAUGUAAUAAUAAAAAAUAUUUUGUAUUAUUAAUAAAGGUGCUAUUUUUUGUAA
Molecule: messenger RNA, 1518 nt
Organism: Polistes dominula (European paper wasp)
Lineage: Eukaryota; Metazoa; Arthropoda; Insecta; Hymenoptera; Vespidae
Product: ADP-ribose pyrophosphatase
Molecular function (GO): ADP-ribose diphosphatase activity
Source: RefSeq, a predicted model, not a curated record